This is a messenger RNA of Amoebophrya sp. A25, 3511 nucleotides long. The record is from the annotation of a GenBank genome assembly. NCBI's taxonomy places the organism in Eukaryota, Dinophyceae, Syndiniales, Amoebophryaceae.
CACAGCUUUCCGACGACCUCCUUGACCAACUCGGCGCAGCAUUCGGCCGCUCAAUGCCGGGUUUGUUCUUCCUGAGGUUUCCGGACCUGAUAUGUGUCCAGCGACCUAGGCCAGCAGUUAGGAGGAUAUUUGGUUUCCGAAUCGCUAAACCAGUAGAUUGGCCAGAAAGGAAACAAAGAAUGCUAACGAAUGGUGGGAUUGAAGAUCAAGAUGGGAGCAGAGAGGGAAUUCAUCAUCAUGACCAUGAAGGAGGCGAAGAAGGUGAUGGACGGAGUGAAACUACUGCUACAAGAGCAGCAGGAACUUCUUCAAGCUCAACAAAAACCUGUGGGACGACUACUUCACUGUCCACAACUAGCCAUCCACCAGGGUCAAGAACAUCUCUUGAGGAGGAUCCACGCAGAGUUGUGGUUGAUCAUCCCUCUCCUGCUACACCGUCCUCCUCUACUUCUUCUUCAACACACUCUAGAGACACCUGCGUCGGCAUAAUAGAGAAGCGGCGGGCCCUCGACAAAGGUAGGGAGGCUGCGAUCAAACCUGCCAUUGCUUCUACUAUGUUUUCGUCUAUUUUUCGCGUACAACCUACUGUAUGGGCAAGACACUACUGGAGAAUGUGCGCUGAAAUGCAACACGAACAAAAUAAAAAUAGCAAUGGUCCUCAAGUAGUGGUCGACGCCAAACAUAACGAUACAUCACAUACAGUUUUGACGCCCCAUCUGCAUCUGCCUCCACAGCAUCAGCUCAUGAAUUUUCCUACCACUACCUCCUCGUUCGCCUCUACUCCACUGAGACUGCACAUAGAAGCGAUGAACUCUCUAGCACAUCAAGAAGCGUUUGCACGCGCAGCACAACGCGUGGGAGAGGUGUACUUUCAGGGUAGCGUCGCAAAAUGGACUGGCGAUGUUGUUUUUUGCGGUGUAGGUAGUCGUGACAAGAGGAAGAGAGGACACCAGGGCAAUAGUGCCGGUAUUAAGAGAAACGAGGUCGAGGCGAUCGAAGAUAUUGCUCCUGAUCGACGACAAGGGCAAGGGCUCGACGGAAGAACACGAGAAGUAGGAUCUUCUUCUUCUUAUCUGCCUACUGCUUUGCCUUUCGUCAAAAUGGUUCAUCAUCUUCAGGACCACAUCCCAAUGAAGGACACCAACAACCGUCCAGCUGCCUCAACGCCUCGACCUCCACCUCGAACUGCGUCAGGAGCGCCUGCACCAGCACCAUACUUCUAUAGCAAUGACGAUACUUCUAUAUUAAGAACCUGCCAUCAACCAGAAGUGGGACCAUCUUACCAACUAUGCCAUCAAAGAAUAGAGGAGGUACCAGGACCAAAGAAUUGGUCCCAUCUGGAGCCUUUUUGGUUAGCCAGAGAGCGCGCCAUAGGCUAUUGGGAAGAAGCACUGCCUUCUUAUCCGCCACCAUUCAAAGCUUGUCCCGUGCGGUUGUUGUCGCCAUUGGACUUUGUACCAGGUGAGGACUACUUAGAAAUGGCAGAAGCAAAUGAAAACGAUCUUCUAGAGAGGCGGUCUCGGUCUAGGUCUAGGUCUUCUUUGGGUAGUUCUUCACUACCUGACGAUGACCUACAAAUGAGAAAUAGGAAAGAUUGCGAAAGCAGUACUGGGACAUCAAAAAGAAAGCGGCGCAUAAAUCGUAGUGGUUGCAUGGAGAUGUCAGAAGACCAAGAUGAAGCAGAACCAUGUGUUGCAAAAGAUGCGCAUAGCACCACAAGUCGUGUCUUUGAUCCGUCCAAGAAAAUUCCUUACUCCAAGCUUCCCUCGAUGCGACAAGGCCAUAAGGUUUUUCCAGUCGUCAACUGUAAAGAUCCUAGUAUUAGAACUGGACCACUACUGGAGGCGGAUGAUGCUGCUGAUAGAAGUAGAGACCACAUGAUGAAUGUCAAACCCCGUAAAAAGAGGAGAAUAAAUGCAGAACAAGUUCUUGAUGUUGAACUAGAAGUACUUCGAGAAGGUGGAGAGGAUCAUCAGCCGCGUCGAAUGCAGGAGCAACAAGGUGGCUCUUCAUCGUCGUCUUCUUCAUCAGCACAUGCGCAGCGUCAACAUGAUCAAUUGCCUCUCCAGCUCGAGCCCCGUCCUCCACCAUACUCUUCGGCUGAGAACCAGUCUUGUCUCCUGAUGACGAAUUUGGAGAAAGCCACCUACGUCUUGCGAGAAAGGGUUCGGUUCAAGCAUCAAAGCUUAAACAUUAAUCCUUGUGCAGGACCAUGGAAGGAAGGGUUCACUAUGGUGCGUAGAGCUUGGUGUUGUUUUCUACAACUAGUUUGUUUUGUUGGAAGGGCUAAGUCUCUAGAGGUAAAACUAACCGGUUGCUUUCUACAACCAGUUGCACUAUCAGUAUGAGGGAGAUUUUCUUGCUCAAGCCUUACUUGUUAGUCCGUAUCUAUAAGUAUACUAGCUUCAACAAGCUAUGAGUACUAGUUUUCUUUAGACUAAAGAAUUCUGGCUCCUAGUGCGCUAGAGUGGAGAUCUACCCAACACCGUCUGCUUUUGUAUUCAUGUUCCAUAUCAAUCCAAGAGAUUAUCAAGAAACAUAGAAGUCCGUUGUCCUUGUAUCUUAUAGAUACUUGGCCGACCAUGAUAUCAAUAGACUACUGAAACUAUGACUGUGCAAUUUCUUGCUUCCGAGCCCAAAAUGGACAUGAAUAAGUCAGGAGUCGACAACCUUGAUGGUCGUUCACGGCGUCAUAUAGACAUAAUAUUUUUACAGACGAGGAAGACAAGAUAGGCAUCUUCUAUCGGUCUUCAUUCAUCAUCAUCUAAGUACUUCUUUCCCUUUCACCAAAGUGACCACCAUUUAUAUUCUCACCUCUACCUCCUCUAAUGCACAAUCCUGGAUUUCGCCUGCCUUAGCGAAAUUGAAGCGUGAAGGCGUGAGACGGCACUUACCGGACGACUCUGAAGAAGAUGCCUACACAGUGGACAGCGAGGAUGCCUCAAGGGAGCUCAGUAAUAUCGACUACUGUAGGAGGCGAAAGAACGCUGUAUAUGUCGUGACCUCUAGUUCGGACGACGAGUGCUGUUCGGAGUUGCUAGAGGGGGAGUAUCUUCCGGAUGAGAAUUUUGUCGGCUUACCGGAUCAGGAAGAUCAGGAUGACGAUGCUGGGGAUGUUGAUAUUGGAGAAGCAGAGCAAAUAAAUGUUGGGCACCAGCAGGACCAUGUUAGUAUUGGAGGUCAUCAACAACAAGAAGAAGAAGAUAGAGGUCAAGAUGAUAGAAAAGGCGAUGAGGAUCUUCCUCACGAACAUCAUGUUGAAGAUGUUGUGGAUCAUGAUGGACAAGAAGAAGACGUCGAUGACGACGAUGAAGUUCUUGUUGUACAGGGCGGAAAUGAUCAACAGGGUGAUGAAGAUGAUCCACAGGCGGGUGAACACGACAAUAUUAUAGAGGACAAUGAUGAGAAGUACUAUAUGGAGAUCGAGGAAGAGGAACACUUCAUCCCGGAGAUGAUUGAGGACCCGUUUGUGGAGAAUGAUGUUGAUGUGGAUGUGGAGGAGGAGUGCAUG